Molecule: messenger RNA, 291 nt
Organism: Macrosiphum euphorbiae (potato aphid)
Lineage: Eukaryota; Metazoa; Arthropoda; Insecta; Hemiptera; Aphididae
Source: the annotation of a GenBank genome assembly
AUGUACGCGGUCGGGUGUAGCUCUUUAGUAACCACUCUUGGUUCGGUCGUUAACCCAGAAGAUAAUAAUAUUAUGAUGGUGCCGAUGACCGUACGCGGUCUCGCACACCGAAAACUUACGGUACGGUCACCAAAAUUUACACCAAUACCGUCAACAAUGAAACUUUUGUGCGUCAAAUGUGCCAAUAUAGACCAUCCACUGAAUUGGUUGAUGUUUGGGUUGAAUGGAUCUGAAAUUGUUUUCAACCUUACAGCUACAAUUGAUGGUCUAAAUUUUAACUCUAAACCCUAA